Molecule: messenger RNA, 612 nt
Organism: Cooperia oncophora
Lineage: Eukaryota; Metazoa; Nematoda; Chromadorea; Rhabditida; Trichostrongylidae
Source: the annotation of a GenBank genome assembly
AUGCUGGUGCUGGUAGGUCUCCUUCUCCCCUUGGUGAUGGCGAUGCCAUUCGACAUGGUCUCCAAUUUGGCCACUGUAAUAACCUACGAUGACAAUUUUGCCCGAACAAAAAUGCUGCCUCUCGCCGCUGCCGCUUACUCCGAUACUCCUCAGCAAUGCCUUUCAAAGUUCGGCAAGGAUGUCAAGAUGAAAAGCAUCACGUCGGUUACCUGUGAUAUCACUCUCGUUGACAAAUGUACAGGAUACAGUGCAGUGAGCACGGACGACAAAGCCAUCAUCUUGUCAUUCAGAGGAACAAACAAGAAUAGUCAACUGAUCAUGGAAAGCGAGGAAACAAUGCAGAAAAAUCACGUUCCCUAUACAUUCCGUGUGACACAUGCUCACGACAUAAUACCACAUCUGCCAUUGGAGAACAUGGAAGGCUAUUACCAUCAUAAAACGGAGGCGUUCUACAAAAAAGGAAUGGAAGUCGGCGCUCACUACGACGUCUGCUACGACAUGGGAGAAAGCACUUUCUGUUCAGAUGGCCAGCUAAUCGACACCUCUAUGGACGACCAUCGACGCUACUUCGAGAUAGAAGUUCCUCACUACGGCAAGAACGGCUGCCAGUAA